Cyprinus carpio (common carp) is the source of this 1877-nucleotide messenger RNA. Its product is annotated as butyrophilin subfamily 1 member A1. NCBI's taxonomy places the organism in Eukaryota, Metazoa, Chordata, Actinopteri, Cypriniformes, Cyprinidae. The record is from RefSeq and is a predicted model, not a curated record.
CGUCACGUUCAGGUGAUUUCUAACAACGUGAAAUGACCCACCCUUGGUGUUGUUUAUACUUUCACUUAGCUUUCACAACAGUCUUUAAGACCUUUAACAAACGUACGUGAAGUCUGAUUUCAUUCUCCAUAUACAUAGCUCUGUGUGUUAGAUAUGAAGAACUAGAAGAAGGAAGUCUUAAAAUUCUUACUGGGUUUAAUAAAAUGCUUUGACUCCUAUAUUGCAUUUUAGCCAAAAGUGCAGCAUCUUUUAUGGUAAGCAUACCAAAUGAUCACGUGAUUGCAGUCAAGGGUCAUCCAGCUGUACUGGGCUGUCAUUUUACACCGCACCCUGACCUCUCCAGCCUGACUAUAGUGUGGCAACGCCAGGAGGACUCACAAGUCGUGCACAGCUUCUAUUAUGAACAGAACCAGCUAGAUCAUCAAAGUCCAGAAUACCACAACCGGACCUCAUUGUAUAUUUCAGAGCUUGGUAAAGGGAAUGCCUCUCUCAGGAUAGAUGGAGUUGGACUGAAGGAUGUGGGUUGGUACCUGUGCAAAGUGAACAACAUCAAUGGGGCAGAAAAAGCCAAAAUAAAACUUGACUAUGGAGCCUUUUACUCUGAGCCCAGGUUGAGCGUUCAUGUGAACUCCACCACAAUAACAGUGCAGUUUGAGACAGAGGGAUUCCCCAAACCUGAGGUGAUCUGGCUGGAUGAAUAUGGCCAAAGUCUCAUUCAUCACCUGGAGCUCCAUGACCAGACAGAAGAUGGACUUUAUUUAGUCAGGAGCAGAUAUGAGGCUCAGAAGGCAGCAGUUAAUGUCACAUUUACACUGAAGAACCACCUCCUGAACCAGAACCUUGAGAGACAUGUGAUCUAUGUUCCAGGAGAUGCUGGAGAAGGAAUCAUUGCACUCGUAUUUCUCUCAAUUCUUUGCAUCAUUUUGAUUGGGAUUAUUGCUCACAUGAUGAGAGGAGCAAAAGCAGAUUUAUUAGCCUAAUGCCAGAAGCAUCCUUCAGGAAGCAUUUUUAAACCAGUACUGAACCAUAGAUAGAUUCUAUUGUAGCCUACUUUUGCCAUGGUUUUGUUUACUCUAAUGAACCCAAACUGUUUACUUAUUUCAGUUAUCACUUUUCCCCUUUUCACAUGAUCAUACUACUUACAAUUGUCAUAGCAUAUCUGUUGUUUAUUUUUUUAUUUAUUUUUACAUUUAUUUUAUUUUAACAUUCAAGUCUAUUUAUAAAACAUUUAGCUCUUUAGAACACAGCAGUAAUUACAGCUGACAAAAAUGUUUUUAUUUAUUUUGACUAUAUUUUAAUUAUUUCUAUGGAAUUGUGAUGCUCAGUGAUGUGGAAUUUGGACAUGAUUUUGUUCUGUUUAAAGUUAGAAGGUCAUCUCAGUAAAUAAUUGAUGACAGACUGAGUUUGAAGCUAAUUAUUCUGUUCAAUACAAAUGCUGAACCACUAUGAAAUCUAAGACUUGCUAUUUUCUGCAUACAUUUUCUAAUUAAGCUAUUUAUGAAGUUAUCACACAUUGAUUCAAUAAAUCAAAUUAGAGAGCUGCGAUUCCAGACUUUUUUUAUUUGUUUGCUUUUAAAACAGAUCAACGUUUUUACCUUUUCGGUAACGUUACUCUUGAUACGGAUGUUUUGUGUUCUCGUCUACCGAACAAUGUCUUUUAUUUUGAAAUUUGUUAAACUGCAGAUCUAUAACUACAAUGGAUAGACAAAAGCUGCUUGAAAGGAGUCAUGGCGGUCAUGUUGCUGUAAUCUGUCUAUGGAAAGCCAUUCACCAUUUUUAUUCACCUCAAUGGUUUGCACUCUAUCUGCCAUGUGCCUUGCGCUGCUUUAUUUAACUUUAUUUUUAUUUUUUUAUUAUUCUUUUACAUGCCCUUAUUU